GACGCGUGACGGGGACGGACGGGCCGGGCCGGCGGCGCUUCCGGCGGGCGCGGAGCGGGGCCCGCCAUGGGAAUCCUGGAAAAGAUCUCGGAGAUCGAGAAGGAGAUCGCCCGCACGCAGAAGAACAAAGCCACUGAGUACCACCUGGGGCUGCUGAAGGCGAAGCUUGCCAAGUACAGAGCUCAGCUGCUGGAACCCUCCAAGUCCCCGGCGGCCAAGGGCGAGGGCUUCGAUGUGAUGAAAUCAGGAGAUGCCCGCGUGGCACUGAUCGGGUUUCCUUCCGUGGGCAAGUCCACGUUUUUGAGUUUAAUGACCUCAACCGCCAGCGAAGCCGCGUCGUACGAGUUCACCACACUGACCUGUAUCCCAGGAGUCAUAGAGUACAAAGGAGCCAAUAUUCAGCUGCUGGAUCUGCCUGGAAUCAUUGAAGGAGCAGCACAAGGGAAGGGCAGAGGUCGGCAGGUGAUCGCUGUUGCCAGGACUGCAGAUGUUGUUAUCAUGAUGCUGGAUGCCACCAAGGGGGAGGUGCAGAGGGCCCUGCUGGAGAAAGAACUGGAAUCUGUAGGAAUCCGGCUGAACAAAAGCAAACCAAAUAUCUACUUCAAGCCCAAGAAGGGUGGAGGCAUCUCCUUCAACUCCACUGUCACGUUGACUCAGUGCUCCGAGAAGCUGGUGCAGCUCAUCCUCCAUGAAUACAAAAUCUUCAAUGCUGAGGUCCUGUUCAGAGAGGAUUGUUCCCCUGAUGAGUUCAUUGAUGUGAUUGUAGGCAACAGGGUCUACAUGCCUUGCCUCUAUGUUUAUAACAAGAUUGACCAGAUAUCCAUGGAGGAAGUGGAUCGUCUUGCUCGGAGGCCCCACAGUGUUGUCAUCAGCUGUGGCAUGAAACUGAACCUGGAUUACUUGCUGGAAAAGCUCUGGGAGUACCUGGCACUUACCUGCAUCUAUACCAAGAAACGAGGACAGAGACCAGACUUUACAGAUGCCAUUAUUCUACGGAAAGGGGCCUCUGUGGAGCAUGUGUGCCAUCGGAUUCACAGAUCAUUAGCCAGCCAGUUCAAAUAUGCCUUGGUGUGGGGGACAAGCACAAAGUACAGCCCUCAAAGAGUGGGCUUAACCCAUAUGAUGGAGCAUGAGGAUGUCAUUCAGAUCGUGAAGAAGUAACUCUGCUGGUGCCUGGCCUUGUCUUUAAUCACUGCAAUUGGAACUGACAUAGAAACAAAACAAAACACACACACACACAAAAAGAAAAAAUAAAGAAAAAGGAAAAGGGAGACGUGUUCCACAGCCAAGAAAGCUUCUGUGAAGCUCCUUCUCUUGGAAGAAGGCAGAAAACGAGGCUACUGUGCUUGCAGGUGGGGAUGGGGAAGAUGGGUUUCCAUCUCGCAGUGUUUCAGGCCAAGUAAUGUUUCUUAAAAAUUAAAAGGGAGCCAGUUCUCCUAGGACACAGUUCCCACAUCCAGCAGCGUCCUUCCUCUUGUAGGGUUUGCACAGGGAUCCAAGUGCUCACCUCCCUAGGAAAGUGUUUGGGUUGGUGUCAACCAAUCUGGCCCUGUGCUUUGGGCUCAGAGAACGUUGCUGAUGCUUUGCUGCUCAUCCAUUCACUUAAUUUAAGCAUUGAUCUGAAACAGAAUCAAAGUUCUCCCUCCCCUGCUCCUUGGACACAUCUGCAGCCGAGACAGCCCCAAUUUAUAACGGUCCCACCUCAAUUAACAUUAACACCUGGCACUCUGUGCCUCUCUUAGCCCUGCAGUGGGGUUUAUAGGACAUCCUGGUCCAACUGGUACUGAGAGAUGAGAAAUUAAACUGUUAAUAAACGAUUAUCUUGACCAAACUGCAGCAGGGUACGAUCCAAGAGCCACAGUCUGCAGUGAGGAUUCACUUCUGGCAUAUCACUCGUCAAGGAGCUGCCCUGGGAGCUUCCUCCUCUGUUGGGCAGGAGUUGUCCUGCCUGUUAGUCCCCAAGCUGGAGUUCUUCUUAACCAUGCCCCUGAAUUCCAGUCACAGCUCUUUGGAGCUCAAGGUACCAUCCCAUGCCAUGGGUUUUCCGCCAGCCCUGUUAAACGUUGUUGCUUGUCUGGAUAUUGUUCAUCAGAAGUCUGGAACUUUUCUAAUCAUGCUUUUCCAUUGAAUACCGUUGCUAAAUAAUUCAGAGUGCCUGAUAGAGGACAGCUCUUCCUUUCUAGGAUCAAGAGCUGCCAAUAGCUUUUAUUUUCUUUUGUUGGAAAAGGGUUUGGUCUGAUGUGGAUGAGCAACUGUGAGGACAGGUGUGACACCUGUCUGAGCAGGGCUCCUCUCUCCUCCCUGCUCCUCCCCACCCCUCACAACCUGAUGGAGCAGAAAUGGAAGGAUUAUUUUAUUUGAGAAAAUAAAAAGUUGCUAUUUCAUGUGAA
This is a messenger RNA of Chiroxiphia lanceolata (lance-tailed manakin), 2390 nucleotides long. It is a transcript of the gene DRG2, whose product is annotated as developmentally regulated GTP binding protein 2. Gene Ontology annotation, molecular function: GTP binding; GTPase activity. The coding region runs from base 67 to 1161 and encodes 364 amino acids. The transcript is spliced from 13 exons. Lineage: Eukaryota; Metazoa; Chordata; Aves; Passeriformes; Pipridae. Gene Ontology annotation, biological process: cytoplasmic translation. Gene Ontology annotation, cellular component: cytoplasm. The record is from RefSeq and is a predicted model, not a curated record.